UUAGGUCUAAUGGACACGCCUAAGCAUAGGGUGGCGGUAAAGCGCGCAUAAGCGGUUUAAACGCCUCCAAUAAAGCCAAAAGAAGACAAAGCAUUGCCUUUUUGUUGUCAUAUUGGGCAGAGACCCUACAGAUGGCACUGAAUUGAAUAUAAUAAGCUGACAGUGGGAUUAAGUACAUGGUAACGGGCCUUGUUGAAUCCUCCGCUUUCCCCGCAGACUUUGUUCAUUAUGUGUCCUCUGCAGCUGAGGACGUUGCUUUUUGUAGGGUGGGUCGUAGGUUACGUCGCCUUUCUGCUCUCAAUCAGGAGGAUGUGGACCGGGAAGUACAUCCGAAAUCCGGUUGUCCGCUCCCUCCUGGUGAACAUGCUGAGCGACCUGGAUACGAUAGACGUUACAAAGUGGUACAGGUGCAAUCCUGACCUACUGGAAGAAUCACUGCGACCACUGUUUAUCCAAAACCAGCUGGAUGCAGACACUAGGGCUUUUGUGGAACAGAGUGAAGAGAAGUCUACCUAUCUCUUCACCCAAAUCUAUUAUUCUCUCGUCUCAACUAUCCUCAGCCCACUAGUAUCACGUACCUCCAUUAAUGGGUUUCUGGGUCGCGGCUCUAUGUUCGUGUUUUCCAAGAACCAGUUCCAGCAGCUGCUACAGAUCGAGCCAGACUGGGUGGCUGACAGGCUAUUGGACCUCGGCGCGGGGGAUGGUGGUGUUACAAAGGUGAUGGCACCACAUUUUACGGAGGUCUAUGUAACUGAAGUGUCAUUGACCAUGAAAAGGCGUCUCCGCAAGAAGAAAUUCAAACUGCUGGGUAUAGAUGCAUGGCAGGAGACAGGCUUUAAGUAUGACGUGAUCAGCUGUUUGAACCUUCUUGACCGCUGCGACGAUCCUCUGCGUCUCCUGAAAGACAUCCGACAAUCGCUGGUUCCGGGGACGGGAAGACUCAUCAUGGCUGCUGUGAUUCCUUUCCAACCUUGGCUAGAAAUCGGAGGGAGAUGGGAGCGUCCCAGGGAAUACAUAAAAAUUCAAGGCAAGACUUGGGAGGAGCAAGUAAACGGUCUUACAAAUGAGGUUUUUCGAAAGGUGGGGUUUGAGGUGGAGUCCUUCACCCGAUUGCCAUACCUCUGCGAAGGGGACAUAGCAAGAGAUUACUACCUUCUUGAUGAUGCAGUUUUUGUUCUAAAGUCCUCAGAUGAUCAAGUGGCUGCUCCAUGAGUACUAAAAGCACAGAGUAUGUAGUUUCAUGAGCAUUCUUGAAUUGCAGUGUUUGACUUUUUUUUUUACAAGUGGUGAGUCGGUUGUGAAGUUCAGGUAACAUAGUUUCCAUGUUCACCAGCCAUCUUGUUUAGUGAGACCUCUACCCUUUUGAAGCAAAAAUCUGGAAAGCAGUUGACCUGUAAGAAAAUGCCACUAAUGGACUCUGAUGUCAUAACUCUUACACAACCAACAAAACAUGAGAUUUUUUUUGUCUGUUACCUGUGCUCACUGGAAGUAUCAUUCUGUAGUGAUGUUGAGGACUCUCUUGACAUGGUGUUUAACUGGACCCUUAUUUUUCCCAAAUUUUCUACCCAGUAUCAGACAGUGAAGAUGGUGCAAGUGAAAGCAUUUAAACACCCAUUUUGUAGACAGUUCAUUAUAAUUUUACACUAACUUGAAGCAGAACUUUCCAAAUGCCCCUUCAUAAAGUGAGCCUAUGAAACUUCAGCUUCAUGACCACAAAAAGAAUAUUGUAGACUGUUCAAAGCUAGUUCGUGGUUUUUUGUUUGUUUUUAUUUUCUUCAUGAAAACAGAUUCUUAAAGCUUUAUCCUGUGUUGACUUUGAGUAUAAAAAUCUAAAUCUUUAAUCCUUAAUAUAAAAUCCCUUUUGGUGCUAGUAGAUGUAACUAUGGUAUAAAUGGAAAAGGCCUUAGUUACCACAUUGACUUGUAAACUACUGGUUUUACUAUUCCAAGCAAUGCUGUAGCAGCAAGCCCUGCAUUUAUGGCUGUUUAUGAAUUAAACUUUGUCUCUCAAUGUUAUGGCCUGAAUCUGUGCUGCUCAAAUGAUGGUGCAGAAUGAAUUUCUUUGGACAAAUGUGCCACACAUAAUGCAAUCUAAGUGUUUGUUCUAAAUAAAAUACACUUUUGAGCCUUU
This is a messenger RNA of Oreochromis aureus, 2130 nucleotides long. It is a transcript of the gene mettl9, whose product is annotated as methyltransferase like 9. Lineage: Eukaryota; Metazoa; Chordata; Actinopteri; Cichliformes; Cichlidae. The coding region runs from base 229 to 1212 and encodes 327 amino acids. The record is from RefSeq and is a predicted model, not a curated record. Gene Ontology annotation, molecular function: protein-L-histidine N-pros-methyltransferase activity. The transcript has 6 exons.